AUGUCGGCCAAGAAGGCAGAACUGAAGAAAGCAAACCUGGGCAAGAACUACAAGGCAAUUUGCCUGGAAUUGAAGCCAGAGCCGAUCAAAACAUAUGAAUGCAAAGGAAUUAAAUCAGAAGGGCCAUUUACCAAAACGGCAGGGACGAGGGAGCUAAAGAAUGAUCUCAGGGAGGUGAGGGAAGAGCUCAAGGAAAAGAUGGAGGAGAUAAAACAGAUAAAAUGUGUAAUGGACAAGGAUUUUGAUAAACUCCAGGAAUUUGUGGAGAUUAUGAAGGAGAUGCAGAAGGAUAUGGAUGAGAAGAUGGAUGUUUUAAUAAAUAUACAGAAAAACAGCAAGCUUCCCCUUAGAAGAGGACCAAAGGAGCAUCAGGAACUUGGGCAGAUAGGAAAGCCUGACAUAGAAUCACAGCACCUGCUCAAGAAACUGGAGGGAGCUGAAGGAGCAUCGCUUUGUAGUCACAAGAAGAAUAUGGCACUACAGAAACUCAAAAAGGACCCACUGGACUCCCUUCAGUGUGGGACCUGCUAUGAGAAAUGUAUGUUGUGUGCCCUAAAGAACAACCACAAUCAGGGUGCUGCCACGGAACCGGAACCCAUCAGAGCGCCAGUUCAUCCUCCCCCAACUUCUUGA
Molecule: messenger RNA, 633 nt
Organism: Pipistrellus nathusii (Nathusius's pipistrelle)
Lineage: Eukaryota; Metazoa; Chordata; Mammalia; Chiroptera; Vespertilionidae
Source: the annotation of a GenBank genome assembly